AUGCAUACCGAUGCGACAAACGUAGCCAAAACCGACCCGCCGCGUGAUGGUGUAACCGUGUGUGCGGUAGUAAUGGCCAGGGGAAGUGAGGAGGAACGACGGACGGCGUACGGUGGCGAGAGGCCGCACUGCCACACCGCGCCGCCCGCUCCCGCAGUCCUCCCGCCGCGCCGGUUCUGCUCGCUACAACGCUCACCGCAUCAUGGUAAUGGACAACCGAAUAAACGAAGACAA
Molecule: messenger RNA, 234 nt
Organism: Iphiclides podalirius (scarce swallowtail)
Lineage: Eukaryota; Metazoa; Arthropoda; Insecta; Lepidoptera; Papilionidae
Source: the annotation of a GenBank genome assembly